Molecule: messenger RNA, 1176 nt
Organism: Miscanthus lutarioriparius
Lineage: Eukaryota; Viridiplantae; Streptophyta; Magnoliopsida; Poales; Poaceae
Source: the annotation of a GenBank genome assembly
AUGGGCGAGCUGAUCCCCGGGUUGCCGGAGGAGGUGGCGAGGGAGUGCCUCGUCCGAGUGGGCUUCGACCAGCUGCCGGUGGUCCGCCACAUCUCGCGCCAGUGGAAGACCGAGGUGGAGUCGCCGGACUACCACCGGCAGCGCCGGGCGGAGGGGCUGGCGCGCCCGGUGCUCGCGCUGGUCCAGGCGCAGCCGGCAGCGCCUGCGGCUGACGACGACGCUGGUCCGGCGGUGGACAAGCACUCGACGGCGGCGGGCUCGGGAGGCCCCGCGAACUCGUACCGGAUGGUGUUGCUGGAGCCGGUGGAGGGACGGUGGGCGCCGCUGCCGCCCCUGCCGUGGCCAAACGAGAGCCUCCCCCUCUUCUGCCAGGUGGCCGCCGUGGACGGCGCCGGCGGGCAGGGGAGGAAGCGGCUGGUGGUGGUCGGCGGCUGGCACCCGGAGACGUGGGCGCCGACGGACGCGGUGUUCGUCUACGACUUCCUGACAGGCGCGUGGCGGCGCGGCGCGCCCAUGCCGGGCCCGCGCCGGUCCUUCUUCGCCUGCGCGGCCGUCGGCGGCGCUGUGUACGUGGCCGGCGGCCACGACAACGAGAAGAACGCCCUGCGGUCGGCGCUCGCCUACGACCCGGACUCCGACGCGUGGGUGCAGCUCCCGGACAUGGCGGAGGAGCGCGACGAGCCGCGUGGGCUCUGCGUCGCCGCCGGGGGAGGCGGCAGGUUCCUCGUCGUCGGCGGGUACCCGACGCAGGCGCAGGGCCGGUUCGUUGGCUCCGCGGAGUGCUUCGACCCGGCGACGUCCACCUGGGCGCCCGUCGACCUGAUGAUCGAGGACGGCGUGUGCCCGAGGACCUGCUGCGCCGCGCCAGGGCCAGGGUCGUCUGAGCGCAUGUACAUGCUGAGUCGCGAUGGGCACCUCGUGGCGCGCGACGGCGUCGCGGGAGCGGCGUCGGCGUGGCGACCGGUGGCGCAGGUGCCCGAGGACGCGCGCACCGCGGCGACCGUCUCCGCCAUCCCGGACGGCCGCGUCGUGGUCAUCGGGGCCGGGUGCCACGGCGGGGAUCAGACCGUGUACGUGCUCCGCGAGGAGGCCGGGAAAGGCGCGUCCUGGACGCGCGCCGCCGCGCCGCCGGAGUUCUCCGGGCACGUGCAGGCCUCCUGCUUCCUUGAAAUCUGA